Messenger RNA from Sycon ciliatum, 543 nucleotides. RefSeq names its product large ribosomal subunit protein eL22-like. The record is from RefSeq and is a predicted model, not a curated record. Bases 144 to 518 code for a protein of 124 amino acids. Gene Ontology annotation, cellular component: ribosome. Gene Ontology annotation, biological process: cytoplasmic translation. The transcript has 4 exons. Gene Ontology annotation, molecular function: RNA binding; structural constituent of ribosome. Lineage: Eukaryota; Metazoa; Porifera; Calcarea; Leucosolenida; Sycettidae.
UUGACAACAAACUGCCUCCACAGUAGCUCUCUGCACAUGCGCACUGACGGAGUAUAAAAAGGAAGCUUGGAAAUCGUCAAUUCCUCUUCUUUUCCAUCCAGACGUUUGUUGUAGCACAUCGUCGUCCAUCGACUUCGAUCAAGAUGCCUGCCGCACGUAAAUCCCAAAAGUCCAAGAAGGAGCAACACAAGUUUGUUCUGGACUGCACCCACCCAGUCGAAGAUGGGAUCCUGGAUGCUUCUGCCUUUGAGCAAUUCCUGCACGAGCGCAUCAAGGUUCAGGGCAAGAUCGGAAAUCUUGGAAAUGCUGUCUCAAUCACCAGGGAGAAAGAGCGCAUUCACGUUGUCGCAGACAUUCCCUUCUCCAAAAGGUAUCUGAAGUAUCUUACUAAGAAGUUCUUGAAGAAGAACAACUUGCGUGACUGGCUCCGUGUUGUUGCCAAUGGCAAGGCAUCGUAUGAGCUCCGCUACUUCCAGAUCAAUAACGAGGAUGAGGAGAAUGAUGAGGAUGAGCAGUAGAUACAAUAGCAGUGCUAUCAAUAUA